Molecule: messenger RNA, 3263 nt
Organism: Epinephelus moara (kelp grouper)
Lineage: Eukaryota; Metazoa; Chordata; Actinopteri; Perciformes; Serranidae
Product: probable G-protein coupled receptor 34
Exons: 3
Coding region: 373-1497 (374 amino acids)
Biological process (GO): G protein-coupled receptor signaling pathway
Cellular component (GO): membrane
Molecular function (GO): G protein-coupled purinergic nucleotide receptor activity
Source: RefSeq, a predicted model, not a curated record
UACGACAUCACCACAUUCUGCACUUCAGCAUUUCUCUGUAGACUUUCCACGGCACUGCUGGGGAGGGCACGCCUCGCUCACAGAGGAAACAAAAGACAGGCUCCACAGAGAACUGUUCUCAUUUGAACUUAAUAUUUGAAUAACAGCAGAGUUAUAUACACAAUGACAGAAGGAAAGGAUCUUGAAACUUGUGAGUCUCUUCAGGACAGCGUAUUUUGGACAGCCUUUCCGACAGAGUAAGCUGGAGGGGAAUAUACUGGAGUGAGUGAAAAGGACCGCAAAAAGCACAAGUGAUACUCUCCAGCUCAGAGUGUGUGCACAAGUGUUUUUAAUGCACUUCAAUGCCUGGGACUGAGGAUCACAAAAGCCAUCAUGACACAAAACAUCUCCACCACGUCUGCCACAACCACCUUCGAGACUCCAAACAGCUCCCUCUUGAACUUCACCACAACCCCAGAAUCCUGUUUGGAUUACGAAGCUCUGCAGAUCCCGCUGGCGGUGCUCUACACUGUCAUCUUCGUCCUGGGUCUAGUUGGGAACCUGGUGGCUCUGUGGGUUUUCUUCUGUGUUCACUCGAAGAAGAACUCAGUGCGGGUGUUCCUCAUGAACAUAGCUUUUGCGGACCUGCUGCUGGUGGUGUGUCUGCCGUUCAGGAUACUCUAUCACAGCCAAGGAAACGAGUGGAAUCUGGCUCCCACUCUGUGUAAAGUUGUGGGCAACCUCUUCUACAUGAACAUGUACAUCAGUGUCACGCUGCUGGGGUUGAUCAGUGUGGAUCGCUACCUGAAGAUCCAUCGAGGUGCCGGGGUGCAGCACAGAUUGAGGUCCACGAGGUGGAGCACCGCCCUCUGCGCUAUCGUCUGGAUUGCGGCCUUCUCUUUGACUUUGGUGCUCCUGAUGUCAAAGAAUCACACAGAGGGGAAGAGGUGUUUCCACUACAAGCCGCUCCACAAUGCAAAGUGGAAAGCCUACAUCAACAUCUUUUUGCUGGUUCUCUUCUGGCUCGUCUUCAUCUCUCUGGUGGUGUCUUAUGGAAAGAUUGCCCUCAAGCUUCUGAGGACAUCACAAGAGAAACCAGACCUGCCCAACGCGUCCCGCUACACACGAACCGCCAAGAAGUCCUUCUUCAUUCUCUUCCUCUUCACCAUUUGUUUUGUCCCCUAUCACAUGGUCAGGGUGUUUUACAUCAAAACCCAGAUUACAGAAACAUCGUGUUUCUCACAGAACGUGGCGGACAAAGCCAACGAGGUGGCUUUGCUGUUCUCAGCUCUCAACAGCUGCCUGGAUCCUGUUAUGUACUUCCUGUUGUCCUCUUCGGUGAGGAAGGAGGUGCUGCGCUUGGUGGGCAAUAUGUUUUGUCUGCGAGAUGUUGGUGGAGUCAGCGGGAGCAGCUCCACGGCGGAGCUAGAUGGUAAGAACAUGAGGACUGACAGAGGACAGACAAACGUCAGCUUUACUAGCCAUUUGAAGGAGAAGACAUUUAUUGAAUCCAGCUAAGAUGAUGGGAGCCAAACUGGCGAGGGAACAGUAGCAGCGGCAAGGAGCGUGAGGUUAACUCAACAUGUACGGCCAUCUGUGCUGUUGCCUGAGUUGUCAAUGGAACUUAUCUUAAUGGAGUAUUCUGAACUAUACAUCUUGUCAUCUACAGUGAACAAAUGUACCUGUUAUAUAUAUAUAAAAAAAGAAUUACCUGCUUACGUUUUCUACAAACCAGUCAAGUUGUGGUAACCGUUUACAUCCAUGUCUGUCCAGACUCAUAUGUAGCCAUGACAGUUGCAAAUGCUUCUAAUAUGGAUGUGGCAGCAAAGAAGCAACAAAUUCUAAAACAUAGAUGCUUCACACACAUCUUCAGCCCGGCAGCACAAAAGAUCUAUUCAUUCAUUGUGGUUUCAGAAUGGACAUUAAAGAUUAGUGUCACCAAUUCAGUAUCUGACCAAAUGUCUCCCCUUCUGUACCUAAAAUAUGACAUUAAAUGAUGGGUAGAAAUGUGUUACUGCAGUGCAUUAUGAUGUCAUAUUGAAGUUGACCUUUUGGAUAUAAAAUGUCAUCACUUUAUCAUUUUUGUCCUAUUAAACAUUUGUGUUAAAUUUUGUCAAAAUCAGCUUAUGAAUUCUUGAGUUAUGGCCAAAAACAUGUUAUGUGGGGCCACAGUGACUUUUGAUCUUCGACCAACAAAUUCUGAUCAGUUCGUUCUUAAGUCCAAGUGGACGUUUGUGCCAAAUUUGAGGAAAUUCCCUCAAGGUCUCUUUGAGAUAUCACGUUCACAAAUGUGAGAUUGACACAAGGUCACAUUGACUUUUGAUAUUCAACCACCAAACUCUAACCAGUUUAUCGCUGAGUCCAAGUGGACAUUUGUGCCAAAUUUAAAGAAAGUCACUCAAGGUGUUCUUGAGAUAUCACAUUCAUGAGAAAGGGGCUAAUGAACAACCAAAAUACAUAAUGGCUCGUGUCGAGGCAUAAAAAAUGGUGGAGCACCGUCAGCCUCAUAGUUUGAUUAUCCUGUCUAGGCUCAGAAAGUGAGCUCGGCUGUGGCUCAGAAGGUAGAGCAGGUCGUCCACUAAUCAGGAGAUUGGUGGUUUGAUCCUCAGUCUGCAUGUCGAAGUGUCCUUGAGCAAGAUACUGAGCCCCACAUUGCUCCCAAUGGCUGUUUCAUCAGUGUGUGAGUGUGUUAAAAAAAGUAGCAGGUGGCACCUUGUGUGUAAAUGUGUGUGUGAAUGGGUGAAUGUGACUUUGAAGACUGGAAAGCCGCUAUACAAGUGCAGGUCUAUUUCCCAUUCACAAAAUUUCUGACAUUAGGUAUAUGAACUUGUAUACUGAUGGUGUCAUUUUACUAAAACCUGCCGUGUUAAUAUUCCCUUUAGUUGAAGCAACAACCCUCUAUAAAGCAACAUGGUGAGAUCAGAGUUGGUGGAUAACUGUUGUGUUGUGUCUCCACCUGUUGUGUACAGGUGGAGACAUUAAAGGGACUGGAUGAAGGCAGAGCUGCAUUUUGUACUGCAGCCGAAUUUACAACACAGUUUCAAUAUGGCCUCAUGUAUUAGUGGCUAUGAAGGCAAGGCUGCAGAACAUUUGGGGCUUUGGUGUACUGUAUAUAUAUUUAUUGGUUAUUUGAUUCCACUGAUCUUGCAGAGACAUACUUUUCAAUCAUGUAUUAAAGCAAAUGUAACAUCUAUUGAUGGGUGUGGAGUUAUCUAACACAACAAGUGUGUAGUGUCUACAAGUAGGGUUGUAGGGCAAUAGCAAUUAAACGUUUGUUCUACCAA